UCAAGAGCGUGUAAAUGGGUGAAGGUAAACAAGUAAGUGACUUUUCUCUUUCGCGCCAAGAGAUCAGACGCGAUCCAGUGCUUCCACAGCAGUCCUGCUUUGGUCAAGGUAUCUCGAAGAUCAAAAUGAAUUAACACGUAUCGAGUGACAGAUAAAAUUAACGAAUAAUUUUUUUUUGCAAAUUAAUCUUUUAUUAUAUGUAUACAAAAAGAAUUUCGAAAUAUUUCGAACGUUAUAUUCCUUUAUUGUUAAGUAAUUUUUAUUUCUUUUAUAUAUAAUAUUAAUCAUAAAAACAAAAAUAAUAAUAAAGUGCGAAGGAAUAUGCCGCAUUUCUCGCAUCCUGAGGUUUUAACGGAAGCGAUAGAUGUGAAGAUCAUCACGUCUCUGCCCAAAGAAGAUGUGAAUUCACUUCCGCCUGGAAAGAUGGUCCUUAAAAUGCGGAAAGUCAACGUGGAAUCGUAUAUGCAUGGUAAAUCUUGCGGAUUUCAUUUGACCAAAUCGAAAUGGGAUCCGUAUCCAUGGGUCGGCUAUGUCGAAAAUAAUAGUCCUGCUGACUUAGCAGGAUUGAGAGCGGGCGAUUGUUUAUUAGGCAUUGAUGACACCGAUUUAUUAGGGCUAAAGAUCAAGGACAUCGCUACUUUAAUACGUAAUGAGGAAGGUGUGCGAGAUUUAAAUUUUUUCAUUUGGAGAUGCAUGCAUCAAAAAGAGGAGCAGAAUGAUAUUGGGCUAGCCCUAAAGGGUCCACUUCCGAAUGUAGCCAGAAAUCUUGCAAAUGCAUUAUCAGGAACAGUCCAUGCCUUGGAAUGCCCAAUUUGCUUGGAAAGCGCUGCGCCUCCAGUCUCGCAGUGUGUUCACGGCCACAUCCUGUGUGUUGUCUGCAGGCCGAAGACGACACGUUGUCCGAUCUGCAGAGUUCGGCUCGGCCAGGGCCGGUGUCUUCUCGCGGAUAAAUUGCAUAGAACACUUCGCGAUGCCUUUAAUAUAGAUAACGCCGAGACGACAAACAAAACGCCUGUCACGACCAGCCGUUGUAACUUACGUGAUCAAUUGUUCGGUAAAAGUAGCAAGAGGCAAGAGGAGACUCCAAUUGUGAACCGAUCGAAGAACAAUUGUGCUACACUGAAACCGAGACAAUUCUUAUUAGCCAGACUGCUGCUCGGGGGCAGAGAAAAGGCUGCUUCCGUGGACAAUCUAAUUCGCGUAUCUGAAAUGUCGGAAGAAACGGCGGCGAUUCCCGAUGGAGUGACGAAUGUCAAUAAUUUAUGCGUACGAUUAUCCCUGAAUGAUCGCACCAAGUCGGCCAGUACCGGCGAAUUGUCGAGGGACAGCAAAGCUCGCAAUGACGAUUCUUCUUCGCAAAUUGUCGAAUCGUCCGCGGCGAAUGUCAGUCAGCAAUCACUGAGUUUGCCCCAGACGCCGAUCUGGGGCGGCUCCACGGAUUCCGUGUUCUGCGUACAACUAACAUGUCCGCUUUUGCAAUCUUGCAGAGAAGUAGUGACGCCUGACUCGCUGCUGGAACACAUCAGAACUCACGCGGUGCCACAAGUCCAUUUUUAUUCUGGAAACGCAAGAAUCCCGCUUCCGCUUCCUUUUGGACGCCACGCUUUUUACAUAUUCCACCACGAAAACAAUAUGUUUUUCUUUCAGUACGGAGAGGAAAUGGCAUGGAUGACAUAUCCCGCCAAGAUGGCACAUUCAAGUACAUGGGAAUGGACAUUGCAUGCUUGGGAUGAUAAUGGUACAGAAGUACAAUUGCGGAGACACGUAGCGAGCCUCGAGGAUUCUGCGAUACUGUCUUCGCAGCAUAUUGCCCUACUGCCAAACGCAUUAUUGUUGAAGACCAUUGAAAUACAAAUAUCGGAAUAUGGAGCACACGACAGAUUGUACAUGUGAAGAGAGACACUAUCUGCUACAUUUUAACAAAUUUAUUAUUCGUAAUUAACGCAUAUUAAAUGCAUAUUAAAAGGAUUAAUCAAAAACCUAUUAUGAAAAAAGUAA
Molecule: messenger RNA, 1998 nt
Organism: Wasmannia auropunctata (little fire ant)
Lineage: Eukaryota; Metazoa; Arthropoda; Insecta; Hymenoptera; Formicidae
Exons: 4
Coding region: 322-1893 (523 amino acids)
Biological process (GO): proteasome-mediated ubiquitin-dependent protein catabolic process; multicellular organism development
Cellular component (GO): cytoplasm
Molecular function (GO): ubiquitin protein ligase activity; ubiquitin conjugating enzyme binding
Source: RefSeq, a predicted model, not a curated record